AAAGACAAAGAAGACCUGGAAGAAAUCUCAGGCGAACUCGGACUCGCCGACGAAGACCACAAAGUACUGUACAAAAUCGACGACUCCUUCUUCUCCCUGCCCGUCCCGGAAGUGCAGGAAUUGCUCUCUGCUUCGGUGGAGAGGAACGAUAGUGAGGUAGAGAAGGCGGAGGAGUACGCUAACCCGCGGAAACAUGUUGAUUAG
Messenger RNA from Zymoseptoria tritici IPO323, 204 nucleotides. RefSeq lists its product as uncharacterized. The transcript has a single exon. The record is from RefSeq and is a predicted model, not a curated record. The annotation marks the transcript as partial. NCBI's taxonomy places the organism in Eukaryota, Fungi, Ascomycota, Dothideomycetes, Mycosphaerellales, Mycosphaerellaceae.